Symbiodinium necroappetens is the source of this 2973-nucleotide messenger RNA. The record is from the annotation of a GenBank genome assembly. NCBI's taxonomy places the organism in Eukaryota, Dinophyceae, Suessiales, Symbiodiniaceae.
AUGCGCGGUUGUCCUGUCUGUAUCCAAGCCCAAGGACGUCAGCGUAGCCAUUAUCGUUCUAGUGUUACAUCCUUGUACUCGUUGAGCUGCGAUCUCGCCGGCCCAUUUAGGGCAGGGCAGGGCUGGGACCCUAUUGCAUCAGGCCGCGACACCGGCCACAACUUCAAGUAUUUUCUGUCAUGUGCGUUUUCUGUGCCAGUGAGUCCGAAGGAGCUGCAGCCUGUGUUGUCUAAGCCCGGGGAAGAUCUGAGUCUGUAUGCUCCCUCGGAGGAUGAACCUGAGACUGAAGGUAGGGCUGUCCAUGUUUCAAACUCCGUUGGUGCAGAGCGCAUAGAGGGUUUUGAUGAUCUCUUUGAGUGUCUUGAUCAGGAGGAUGUUGAUGAAGGGGAGCAGAAGCUACCGGUCGAGGAGGUUAAAGUGACUACUCGGACUUUAUUCAUUGUAGUUCCACUUCGGACCAAGGGUGGUAAAGAAGUCAUGGCACAGAUUCAAGCCGUCGUGAAUAGGGCGAAAGAGCUUCGGAGCCAUGCCCUCGUGCAGUGGCUCCGCGAUAGAGGCCAGAAGGAGGUUGAAGAGUGGCCACAAGAAGCAUUGGGGCUAGACCACGGUUAUACUACCUUGUACCUGUCCCUCAAUGCCUCAGCGCCGUUACAUAGGGAUGUAAAAAACGAGCACUCUGUUCCGGUGUGGAUUCUUGCCCUGGGGGACUUCCUGGGGGGCGGUCUUUGGGUUGAAGGAAGGGAUAAUGUUGGUCCUGUGGUAAAAACUCUGCCCAAUGGGGAAGUGAAGGCUGGAUCAGUGCUGGAUGUGCACAACAAACCUCACGUUUUUGAUGGAAGGGUUUGGCAUUGCACUGAGUCCUGGCUUGGUAAAGAACGGUGGGUUAUCGUUGCAUAUGUUCCGAGAGGGUCUGAGAAGGUCAUCGGGAAUCAUCUUCAAGAGCUUGAGGAUUUGGGUUUUCCGGUUGGUGGAGUUUCUCUGGACUCUGUGACUGGGUCUGGUGUUCUAGGAUCGGAGGCUGGAAUUGCGAAUUUGAAGUGUAAUGAAGCUGCGGUAUCGCUUGCCUGCGCUUCUCCCCUGGACAUUGAGGAUGAUUCUUGGGAUGACAUUCACUGGGAGAUUGAUUUUCCUUGUGAGGUCUUGGAAAGGGAUUGGCAAGAAGGGGCUGUCAGUGCGCAUGUGGCUUCGUCAAAUUUGUGUAGGGCUCUCACGCUUGAGCUGAGUGACACCAGAGGGGAUGCUCGAGGGACUGCUGAACUUUUCAAUCAACUUAAGGCUGCAUGCCUAGAGCGGGAUUGGUAUGAAGGUUUGCUUUGGCAGGAUUACCUUGAACAGCCAGGUGUCAUUGUGCGGGCAUUGAAGACCGAGAUACCACUAAAUGAGGGGGACGUUCCAUGUGCCGCGGAAGUCUUUCUACAAACCCGGAAUGUUAGCAUUGCCGAAGCUCGUAAGGAGUUGCCGCUUUGGGUUUCAGCUGCGACGGAAGAAGUCCAUUCUCUGGAGGUCUUGAAUGAGGCGGUGCUUCGGAUCGAGACAGCCGACAUUGAGCAGUUAGCCGGUGAAGGAAAAAGGAUUAUCCAGGGGAUCAGUGACGAUUCGUUAUGGUUCAUUGUCAAAUCCGAGGUCGCCGAGGGUGACGCAGGGCGUUGGCAUGGAAUCUUGAUAAUUUACGUUGAUGACCUGCUGGGCUUCGCAUCAUCGUUGAUUCUUAAGAGUCUCUUUGAGGAAAUACAAAACCUCUGGCAGCUAUCUGACCCCGAAUGGAUUGGGACCGAGGCCGCCACGAAGUUUUGUGGCUUAGAAAUCCAAGCAUUGGAAGGAGGAGGCUACCGCGUAUCACAGCGAUUAUACUUGCAGGAACUUUUCACGAGGUAUGAAAUCCAGAGUAGUGCAGCAGUGCCGCUGUCUCAAUGGUGUGACCCGGAGGAGGAGCAUGACGCGAAGCUGGAAACCAUAAGAGAGGCCCAAGCGUUGACCGGAGCAUUGCUCUGGGCAUCGUCGAAGAGUCGUCCGGACAUUGCCUUCGCAGUAAGCAAGCUGGGACAGUUUGCGGUUAAAGCACCGAGCGUUGUAAUCCAAAAGGGUUAUCAGGUUUUAAGAUAUUUAUAUGGCACCGCUGAUCUUUGGAUUGAGUAUCGAAGGCAGAGUGGUAACGGGUGGCUCGACGCCCCGGUACCUCGCACUUUGGGAACCCUGGAGCUCUUCACAGACGCGUCGCAUGCUCCAGAAGGAUACGACUUAGUUGUGUGGUUGUUAGGCGUAGCGAUGACGAUUUUUGCUUUGCUGUGGGCUUGGCUCUUAGUUUAUGGUCCUACGCUGUACCCAACAUCUGGAAGUGUUCUGCAGAGUGAGUACGGGCAACCAGGCGUAGAGGUUGCUCCUGACGAAGCUACUGAAUCCUGUACUCCGUCGGUUGAGGUUCAAGAAAUUCCAGGCGGUGUAGCCCUGAGGGAGACGCCGGAGGAUUCUGAAGGGGCCUUGACGGGUGAGGAUUCAGACUCUGAUGUGUUUGAUGCUGAAGAAUGGGAAAGCUCGCGACAGGCAUUGGUUAAACGGGAGUUGUACACCGGACUUACGUUUGUUCAAAGAGCGAAACUGAGACAGCAGCUUGUAAAAGGGGACAUUGUAGAUGUUCCUAACAUGAUGCAGCGUUAUGGACCUGCACCCUCGUGGUAUACUGGUGUUGAUCCUGAUGACCCCGGCCCCCAGGCUAGUGUCCCGACUCCGAACUUUCAGGAUCUCUGCGGGAUUGGGGAUGCUUCUGAUGCCUACUUUCAAGCCGGUGGUGUGCCGUUCGGUGGGGAUGAAGGCUCAGAACUAGGGAUUGAAGGUGAUGAGCAAGAUCCUUACGUUCAGUGGCCUUUACCGGGUCCUCAUGAUGAGUGGCCUCCGCGGGAUCCUGGGCAGUGGGAAGAUGCGUUUAAUCAGCUGUUCGAUGGAAGUGAGGAGUCUGACAGUGGCGAUUCUACCACU